Messenger RNA from Liolophura sinensis, 6902 nucleotides. RefSeq names its product cubilin-like. The record is from RefSeq and is a predicted model, not a curated record. Lineage: Eukaryota; Metazoa; Mollusca; Polyplacophora; Chitonida; Chitonidae. Gene Ontology annotation, molecular function: protein binding. The coding region runs from base 316 to 2916 and encodes 866 amino acids. The transcript has 17 exons.
AGUUUCUUCAAUUUUUUUUGUUUUUUUGGUAACUAAUCUGGAUGGCUAAUCUACCUUCUUUGAUACGUUUUUUUGUUAAUUGCUUAUGUUGUAGAAUUACUCUUUUUUUCUGUUGAAAGGCACAACAAAUAGAGUGAAAAAGUCUUGAGUAUGGCGUUACGCAACAGUUAAAUAAAUAAAUUACAGCUUAAAUGAGAUUGUCUUUAUGUUUGAGGUGGUGAGUCUUGCGGUGGGGUGUUGAACGCUACAGAGGGGACACUCCUCUCACCUGGCUACCCCGCUCAGCUUGAUGCAAACCUUACCUGCGUCUGGUAUAUGAGUAAGACAGACAGGUAUGCCCUUUUUCACCUGGAGGACCUAGGGCUGUCAGGAUCCAAGGCAUCGCUUAUGAUCUAUAGUGGAAAUGCCACUCAUACCCAAAAUGCUGCUGAAAUAGUGGCUAACUUUAGCCAGACAUCUGAGGUGAGGCCAGUUAUAACAUCAGAUAAUGUGACCACUGUUAUAUUGUACACUGGAAGCUGGCCUCUCCAAAACAUGACAGCCAGACUCAAGAUGCAUUAUGAGAUAAGCUCUGAUUGUCGACAGAAAAUGAAAGUUUGGACUACUAAGGUUAAGAGUCCACUUUUCUCCCAGGGUGCUCUACCUUUGAAAUGCUCUUAUGACAUUGAGGGACAAAACUCGCACAUGAAUUUUACGGUGUCGUUUGAAGAGUUCAAAUUGACCAAGGGACACUUGAUCAUGAAACAUGACAAUGAAACUCUUCAGAAUUUUACAGGCACCAAAAUGCCCGAUGAUGUCUUUACAAAGGGAGAUAACUUGCUACUAGAGUUCACAACAGAUUCGAAAGAUGUGGAGAAAUUCACAGCUGUGGUGAGCAGUGUAAACGCAGAUUGUCUGUACAACCUGACGUUGAAUAACUCAGGAACACCUGUGCCUCUUGUGAUACCUGACAGCGUCCAGUCCCCGUUAACCUGUCGCUGGGUGCUCUCAGUCCCGAAAGACUACACCAUAAGGGUCAGCGCUGAUCAGUCCAGUCUUACGUCCAGCAGACUAAUGGUCAGUGAGGGACGGUCACUGUUUGGCUCAAAGAUACGGGUCAUUUUAGGAGACCCUGAAACAGGAAAAUCGUUUGUGAGCAAAAAAGAUUCUGUGUCUGUCUACCUGUCGGUGGAUCCAUCUCUUAUUCAUGGACAGCUUCACAUCACAGCCACUCCGCAGCAGUAUGGUGGUGUGUUUUACCAUAACGGCAGUCUAGAAGGCCAUGGGGUGGACUUUGAUGGAUCUAGUGAGUGGCAUUAUAACCUCAUUAGCCUUGCCAAACAAAAGGUGAGGUUUGUGAUAACGAACAGCUCUCUGUUUCCGGCAAGCUCCAUACGGUGCUACGAUGGCUUGACAGAGUCAUCUCCCCUUCUUGCUGAGUUCAGGAGCGACCGUACAUUUUACCCAGUGGUGAGCUCUGGUACACAGAUGUUAGUUGUUGCCAGUAACCUUGAACUAAGGGGAUUCUUCACUGCUGAAUUUACAAGCACUUUGGAAGAGUGUGAUAAAAUAUCGCAAGGUUAUCAGGGUCAUUACUAUGGCAACAUGACUUUGCCUGAAGGGUCAGAGGACAAGGUGUGCAGCUGGAUCAUUCAGCCAAUCACAGAUGAAUCAGGUGUUUUUCUUAUCAGAGCAUCCAUGUCUGGGAUUCAUGAAAGUGAUAAUUUAAAAUUGUACGAUGGACUGUCGGAAUACAAUCUGAACGUGUUUCUGGCAAAGGGAGAUAAGCAUGGAUCUUCUGCAAAUCUACCUGUGGUUAUUAUUCCAGCUCAAACUGGAGCCAGGUUAUCUCUGGUAGUUGAUGACAAUAAUGGGACCGCUAAUAACUACACAAGGAUUGUGAAAGCUGAUUAUUCCUUCAGCUCAGACAGGAUCUGUGGUGGAGUGCUGGCGCCUGGAAUGGCUGGACACAUACUAAGUCCUUUCUACCCUAAUGAACACUACCCUCUCAAUCUGCGCUGUGAAUGGAAUACCACGGUAGUCAAGGAAAAGCUACUAUAUAUAACCUUCAACACGUUUGAUGUUGCUCCAGAGCAUACUGUGAAUGUCCUCCAGUAUGUGAAUGAAACAGAGAUAACCGAGGGGUCAAGACUGAGAUUUAAUGGCUCUGUAGUACCAAGUGAUGUCAUAUUGAAAGGGCCAAGAGUCAAUGUUACCUUCAACACAGAAAAACUCCACCAGGGAGGCAAUUCUGGAAGAGGAUUUAAUGUUUCUUACAGAACACUGGAUUGUGGAGGUAGACUGACUAGCAGGAAGACAGAGUUGUCUACCCCUGGUUUCCCCACUCAUGUUUCUUCUACAACAGAAUGUAUAUGGAUCAUUGAGGUUCCUCUCAAUGUCAGCCUCAACAACUCUGUGCCUGUACUCUCUAUAAACAUCGAUCUGGAAGGUUUCUCAAAUACUUCACGAAGUAACUUUCUCCAGUUCCGAGAUGGAAAUUCUCUGCAUGCACCUAUCAGUAACAUCAAACUGACCAAUGGAAAGACAACUGGGCUGCACUCACGAACCAAUAAAUUCUGGAUUCGGUAUAUCUACCAGUUGCAUAACUCACCAUCCAAUGCUCCAGGAUUUGCAUUUAAGAUGAGCUACACAACAUAUGACUGCCCUAGAUCACAGCAGUGUGAUAAUCGGAUAUGCAUGCAGCCCAGCUGGAAGUGUGAUGGAAUCGACCAAUGUGGAGAUGAAAGCGACGAAAAGAACUGUUCUAGCACAAUAACAACCACGACAGGAGUUGCUGGCUUUGUUGUCGCCAUCCUGAUGAUCGUUGGAUUUGCUCUGGGAGUUAUAGCUGCAGUUGUGGCCCCUGCUGUGUACAAGCGUAUCCGCUACCCAAACUACACCCACCUACGAGACAUUGUCUCACCAAUUGAGACAUAAAUCCACUUUUGAGACAAGGACCUCCUCUGGACGCUUAGACAGAGUAUGUCAUGAAUAUUUAGACUGCAUUAAUAUGACUAGUAUAAAAAUGACCUUGAAAUAUGGACAGUUAUGAGUACUCCAGAAGCUGUGACUCGUCAAGUUUUGCAUUGGUCUUUGCUGCAUUUUCUUCUCACCCCACUGAGAUUUUAAUAUGUGUUAUUGUUAUUUUUCUGUUGGAUUUUAGGAAUGCAGGCUUUGAAUUAAAACAACAUUUUUGGGUGCUCGGACUUUAUGUGCACCCAUGCACCGUUAAAUUCAAACCCAGGACUGUUGAAGAAUAUGCUGAACUUUUUGGCCUGUGAACACGUUACUGAAUUUGCAGUUUAUUGAUCGAGAUAUUUUUUGAUUGGCCACUGAAUAUGUGUUAACUUAACAAUUUUUUUUUUUAGGUUUUCCUGCUUAAAUACGGUAUUUAGAGAACUACUUUGACAUACAUGUAACUUAGCAAAAGGAGUCCGCUAUUUAUAUGUCUUAGAAUUUGUAUUAAAAUUUUAUUAUUCUGAAGCAAAUUUUUUUGUAGCACUACCCAAUGUUUUUUUUUUUUUUUCUUCUCCUUCUGAGAAGGAGUUGAUUCAUACACAUUCUGUGUUACAUGUAUAUGUAGGGCCAGGUUAUGUCUGUUCUGAACCUGCCCAUGUGGAAGUGUUAGCUGUCAUACUGUUUUAGUCUAUACAUUUAUGUGUGAAUCUCUUCAACCUCUCUUAAUGAGUAUACUUUGUGUACAAUUUUUCUACAUAAACUAUUAUUUCAUGUAGCUGCAGAGAGAAAAAUUGACAUUCAUUGAUGAACAUUACUUCAGAUGGUGCCCUAAUUGAUAACAUGUUGACAAAAGGAAGAAGGAAUUUCAGUGUUGUUUGAGGUUUUAAAUGUGCUGAUAACAUUUUUACCACAGCCCUAUCAAUCUAGUGCUAUACAAAGCCUUCUGUUGCCUCACACACUGUAUACCCCACAGUCUGGUAAAAUAGCCUGUAAAAUUAUUACUGUAUUUUGGUGUUGUGAAUUGUGAUAUGAUGCAUACAUUUUUACGAUUGGUUAAUAUUAUCCUUUUGUUUGCUGGACAAAAGUUUACUGCUGUGUCAAGUUUCAUGGUUAUAUUUCAAAACCUUGUAAAAAGUUAACUGACAGAUUCUUUUACUGUAACUUAAGAAAACAUGUUUUUAGAAAUUAUAUUCCAGUAUAGCAUUGAAAGUGUACGCAUGUUGGUCAUUCACUUGGCAAUAGCAAAACCUUGCAUGCAGUGGAACAUGCGGUUUCCUUUUAGUAUGUCUUAUUUGACAUCCAUUUUGUUUGUACAUGUAGAAGGAAAAAAUACAUCGUUGUUGUCAGGUGGGCUAAAUGUAACUAAUUAGCAUACAUGUCAUGUCUGUUUAAUAUAUAUGGUGGCCUUUAUGGGCACAAUUGUGGGCAUAACAAAUAGAAUGGCUAACAAUGGAAAAAAAAUCAUUUUCAUAUACAAACUCCAAUAUGCAUUUUUUUGUCCACGUUUAUAUUAUUGCAAGAGCUGUAGAAUAUGAAAUUAUUAUUAUUUUGGUUAAUAUCACCUUGAUCACCUUCGGUUGUCAAGCCUUCUGAACUUGUUUUCUAUGGCGCUGCCAAUAUUGGUCAGAGAGUAUUCUUGUCCGUUGAAUGCCACGAAAACACUCGAGAGCCUUCUCAGGUUUGCUGAUUUGGUUUGGUGCACUUUUUUUUUAAAAUCUCUUCUCAAGAAGAAAACCAUCCAGUAACUUUGCACGUUAUGCAGUUGCAUGUAUAUCCAUGGACUCACUGGCAGUUUCCCAAAACUAUUUAAGAUGUUUAGCCUCCAUGACUCAUGUUUGACUCAUUUUCGAUGUUUAGCCUCCAUGGCUCAUGUUUAACCCAUUUCCGAUGUUUAGCCUCCAUGACUCAUGUUUGACUCUUUUUUGGAGGUCAGAUUUCAUGUUUGAAUUUUUAGUCUUUUUGGCAUUACAUUUUCGAAAGUCAUAAGCCACUUUCAUUGAAGCUGUGUACAUUGAUCCACAUUCAGAACUCUUACAGUGUGAUUGACCUUCCAUCCACGUUUUGUAUGCUCAAUAUUACAUCUCAAAUAGUACUGGAUCCUAUUCAAUGAUGCUGCGGACAUAGACUCAUGGAAUAGGGAGUUCUCUAGAUCAUAUUAAAUAUGUUAGAAUGUGGUCACUGUGACUGACCUUUGACCUACUUUGCUGAGGCCAGACAUAGUAUUAAACUGAGUAGAUUUUCUACUCCCAAAAAACAGCGUCCAUAAACAGAAGAGUUGUAAUUAAAUGUUCCAGUCAUAAAUUGUUAUAAAAAAAAGUCACCAAUUUUGAAAAUUUUCACAUCUACAGGUGUACACUUAUGUGAUGAUUGGGAUUAACAAUAACAUAGUCAAAUAAAUAAUAAAUUGUUUGAUGACAUGUUCAUUGCAUUAACCAUGAUGAGUGGAUUUUCAUAUCACUACUGCUCCAAUCUGAUGGUGAAACAUUUAUUUCACUACUGCUCCAGUCUGAUGGUGAAACAUUUAUUUCACUACUGCUCCAGUCUGAUGGUGAAACAUUUAUUUCACUACUGCUCCAAUCUGAUGGUGAAACAUUUAAGCUGUGCCAUUUAAAUCACCAAACAGGCCUUCAGGCUUUAUGAUUUUGAAUGAUAGAGCUGAAUUCUUGUUAUAUGUAACCUUGAGAAAUUAGUAUUUUUGUUUGAAUUAUUUUCUGUGGCAACCUUGUAGAUGAAGUAAGAAAGGUUUCAAUUAGCACUGUCUUAUGCUGUCUGUAUACGUGUUGUUGUUAGUGUCCAGAUUUUUAUAGCCAGUGUUUUUUAUUACAAAGAUUAUAUCCUGUUCCAAAUAAUUGGAAGGGCGUCUGAGAAAGGCUGUAGUGACUAGUGCCAUGUAUUCAAUACAUUUACUGCCUUAGUCGGUCUUCGGUAUCACAGCUGAUCAUCAAGGCCUGUUUGCCUUUGAAUCUGGAAAUUUCAUCCUAAAACCAGGCCAAAUUCAGGGUGGAUUCUAGCUAUACAGAAGAAACCUACUACCUACUAUAAAUUUAUAAUAAAGUAUUCUGGUUUAAACAGGUGAUAAUGUUUGUACAUGUGGCUGGGGCUGUCAGCUAAAUCUGGACACUAAUCCAUUGAACUGAACAGUGUUGACUUAGGCUAACCUCUCCAUACGUGUUCAUACUCAUAAUUACAUUUGUUUUCUGUGGAAGAGCUGGCAUCUGAAAUGAAUUUCUAGCCUUUUCAUCUAUAUUAGAAUGGUUUAAAACCACCAUAAAAUACUCUUCAUUGUCAUUCCUAGUGUUUUUAAUGUUUCUGUUAAGGCAUGUAUUGCAUACUUUAAAUUAUAAAUUUUGUCAUUUGUAUUUUGAGAUUUUCGUGGUAGUGUUUUAUCACUGAUCACAUUUUGCAUUAUUUACCCACGUGCUGAUUUUAUUUUAAGUUUUGCUGUUUAAAGUUAACAAUUCAGAAAAUCUUCCACUUUCAGUUUGGGAUUUUGUAGCCCAUUGACCUAUUUCACAAAGCGAUUUCAAGCCUUAGUCUAGAGUUGUAAUCCAAACUAAACUCUUAAAUAUAUGCAUAGAUUGAUACAAUUUUGACAGCUGAUUCUGUACUGGAGUAGUACAAUUUCAACCAAGACUGAGCAUUCAUCUUGAAAUAUUUUGCUUUGUAAAGAAGAUUAAAAUGUUAAACAUUAAACCAAAAUGGCUUUGUCAAAAAGGUCCCGUUACCAUAUUCCACAAAGCGAUUGAUGGCUUAGUUUUAAUUGUAAUUUCAAUGGUUACACGUGUUGCAGAGAUAUAUUGAAAUUGUCAUGAUAAAUUGUCAACAUACCCAAGAAGUUCAGCCUAAAAUGGAAAUCAUCAUUCUCAUGGUUUUUAUGGCAACAGACCCCGAGCAUUAUGUUUUUUGUGUACAUUACACAAAUUUGUGAAUUCUCACUCUGGCUCUCUGGUUUUAACAGCAGGUUU